Messenger RNA from Chlorella variabilis, 639 nucleotides. RefSeq names its product 40S ribosomal protein S18. Lineage: Eukaryota; Viridiplantae; Chlorophyta; Trebouxiophyceae; Chlorellales; Chlorellaceae. The record is from RefSeq and is a predicted model, not a curated record. Gene Ontology annotation, biological process: translation. Gene Ontology annotation, cellular component: cytosol; small ribosomal subunit; ribosome. Gene Ontology annotation, molecular function: structural constituent of ribosome; RNA binding. The transcript has 4 exons. The coding region runs from base 34 to 495 and encodes 153 amino acids.
GUGGAGACCAGUGGGAUCAGUAGAGCCGCCAACAUGGGCUCUCUGGUGGGCAGCGACAACUUCACGCACAUUCUUCGUGUGCUGAACACCAACGUCGAUGGCAAGCAGAAGAUCAUGUAUGCUCUGACCGCCAUCAAGGGUAUUGGCCGCCGCUUCUCCAACAUCUGCUGCAAGAAGGCUGAGGUGGACCUCAACAAGCGGGCGGGCGAGCUGUCUGCUGAGGAGCUGGAGAGCAUCAUGACCAUUGUGGCCAACCCUCGCGCCUACAAGAUCCCCGACUGGUUCCUCAACAGGCAGAAGGACGUCAAGGAUGGCCGCUACAGCCAGGUCACCUCCUCCGCCCUGGACACCAAGCUGCGCGACGAUCUUGAGCGCCUCAAGAAGAUCCGCAACCACCGCGGCCUGCGCCACUACUGGGGCCUGACCGUGCGCGGCCAGCACACCAAGACCACUGGCCGCCGCGGCAAGACUGUGGGCGUCGCCAAGAAGAAGUGAGCGGCGGCGGCGGCGGUUGGACGCCGCCGGCGCCUCUGCGGAGCCGGCGGCGGCGUCAGCUUAGGAACAACUUGGCAGAGCCAGCGGGCAGCGGUGGAAGUUUGGAUGUACGCGCUGCUGCCGCUGUGUAAUGCACCACACGUG